Molecule: messenger RNA, 5714 nt
Organism: Gallus gallus (chicken)
Lineage: Eukaryota; Metazoa; Chordata; Aves; Galliformes; Phasianidae
Gene: ZC3H12D
Product: zinc finger CCCH-type containing 12D
Exons: 6
Coding region: 2524-4371 (615 amino acids)
Biological process (GO): 3'-UTR-mediated mRNA destabilization; nuclear-transcribed mRNA catabolic process, RNase MRP-dependent
Cellular component (GO): nucleus; cytoplasmic ribonucleoprotein granule
Molecular function (GO): RNA endonuclease activity; metal ion binding; mRNA binding
Source: RefSeq, a predicted model, not a curated record
GAGCAGCUCUCGGCUAUCCACGGGGAUGGCACCGUGGGGAUCGGGCAGGUAACACAGGGUGAGUGGGGCUGCUGGUGGGCAUGGCUUCUGGCACUGCUUGUUGUUAUGGUUUCUGGGGAAUGCAUUGCAGAGGGUGGGGAGGAAAGAUGCAGAUCAUUCUGUAGUCAUCUGGUCUUGCUGCAGGGGUUUAUGUGCAUCCUUCAUUGGGGAAUCUAAAAGCAUUCUGAUUUAUUUGAAAGAGCAGCAGCCUGUAUUCUUUCCGAGAAGAAGAAGCUCCUGGAAGGGCCCAGGAGUGCUGACUGGUGCAGGUUGAAUGAACUGUGGGGUAGUUCUCGGGGACAGGGGAGGAAGGGGCAGCCAAGGCUGGGCAGGGGGAAUGCUGCCAUGGUGUGAAGUUUUUGCUAUGUCUGCAUGCAUGGCCAAAUGCAUUUUGUUUUCCUUAUUUCUAGCUAAAACAUGAAGAUUAUAAAAGAAUUUAGAAACGACACUGAAGCUGUUCCUUCUAGCUGUGUGGGUGCAUGGAGGAGGGCAGAAUAUCACGGCUUUGUGGGCUGGGCACGUUUGCCUGGGGGAAAAAUCAGCCCAGGAGCUGAAGGCUGAGUGCUGGUAGAGCUCAAAGCCAGAGUGGCUGCCCAACGGAUCUGUGAGGGCAGGGGAAGUGGCAGGAGGAAAUCCAAGUCGUUUGCAUAUGAAGGUUGUAAAGUUUAUAAGUUGGAUUUUACAACCUGUUUGUGUCUGAUAGCAAAAGGUGGACUCUGUGAUGCACUGCUUCUUUUGUUGUGUUCUUGCACUGAUUGUAGCAACCAGCUGACCUGUUGGACUUGGGCAUGCUGCUGAUUGCUCAUCAAAGUAUCAACCGGUGACUGUUAUUCCCUGGGUUGGUUCAGCCCCGAGCAGAGGAGAUGAGGGGAGCCCUCAUGGUGGCUGUAGCUCAUUGUGAGGGGAGCAGAAGGGCAGCGCUGAGCUCUGCUCUCUGUGACAGCGAUAGGGCCAAAGGAAUGGCAUGGAGAUGUGUCAGGGGAGGGGCAGCUGGGGGUUAGGGAAAGGGUUGGACAUGGAACAGGCUGCCCAGGGCAGUGGGCACGGCCCUGAGCUGCUGGAGUUCACAGAACGUCUGGACAAUGCUCCUAGAUGUAGGGUUUGAUUUUGAGUGAUGCUGUGUAGAGCAAGGUGUUGGACUCGAUGAUCCCUGUGGGUCCAUUCUAGCUUGGGAUGUUCUAUGAUUCCAGGGUCACCCUUCAAGUUUCCCUUUUUAAGAGUCACCUCAGUGCCAGCUGUGAGCACACCUUCCAUCUCAGGGUUCCACACGUGCUCUUUUCUGUGGCAAAAACCCUGCAGUCGCCACAUUACCCAUUGCUAACAUCUGGCCAAACAGGAGCGGAGAUCCAGUGGAUCCACUGGCCAGCAGCACUGCAGAAGAGCAGCCUUUGCUCAGCAGGUGCUGCUGCUGGCAGAUGUGGCCUCUGUACCCUGGGAACCCUCCUGGCAAGGACCCUGGGAACCCUCUCUGUACAGCUGGGAACCCUCCUGGCAAGGCUGAGCCUGCUUUCAAUGGAGCGGGGGACAAACACACUGCAAUAGGGUGCUAGUGUGGGAAAUCACCCCAAGACAAACACAUACGUCAGGACACGUGGAAAUGCAGGUCGACAAGAUAACACUGAGGGCUAUUAAAAUACAUUGAUGCUGUUCAUAACUUUUACUAGAGUUCCGGAUUUCUUCUUCAGAAAAACACGCUGUUUAAGCCAUCGUGAAGUGACCUGUCAAUGAAUGGGCUGCAGUGGCCCCGCAGUCCUCUUCUUCCCAGGGAGCUGUCUGCAAGUUGUCUUUUUACAUGAUCUCAAGUCCUAUAGGCAAAGGAGCAUUGAGAUUUAGGGCUGAAUGUCUCGGUCUAACAGAGCUCCAGAGCUUGGAGCAUCUUCCCUGAGUGGUUUACCUCAUACUCAGGAGUGACCUGCACUUGGUCUCCCAUCAGUGAGGGUGAUGAGAGAUUACAGGGUAGGGAAGACAGCCAGACUUGUUUCUUACACGUGAGUAGGUAAUGCAGCCAUAGCUCUGAUACUGGUGGUAUCAAUAACUGCAGAGAUCUAGUGAGAUAAGUGUCAGGGCAAGCAUGCCAAGCAUACUUGAAAAAGUGUGGCUUGAUUGUUGAGUAGUCACCACGUAUGUCCUUCUGCUGUCACGCUUGGUAGAGUGAAGCAAUUCUGAAGCUUACAUUGCCCAUCAUGCUCAGUUACUAGGUAAACCAGAAAUGUCAUGUUAUGGAGAAGCUUGAGGUAGCGUCCUGCUGCUUCGGCACAGUCAUUUCUGAAUUACCGGUGUCUUUUGACAAUGAAUCUAAGUGAAACUGAAACCACUUUUCAGAUUGUUUGCUUCCAACCACUACCCAUGACAGCCUUCAAAAAACAAGCUGCUUCUCCGAAUACAAAAACAACAGGAAAGUAUGAACUCAAGCAUCGCUGGAACAGCUGAUGCCCGCUGGACAAGGACAAGAAGACAGAGGCACUGCAUUUGAAAGGAAGGCAGAUGCCUGCUAGGAUGGCCCUGACCAGUUCAUUUUCCAGCAAGCUGGUACCGCCAGGCUCCAGAGGAGUUUCUACAGCAGGGAGAGAAGCGCACCAGAGCAAGUUGGACUUUUUCUGCAAGCUAGGCUAUGGUAAGCAGGACAUCUGCAAAGUGCUGGAGAGCCUGGGCCAGGAGGCCCUGGAGGACGACGUGCUCAAAGAGCUGAUUCGGAUGGGGAGAAAGCCUCAAGCUCUGGAGAGCCAGGCUCAGCCUCCCCCACUAAAACUUGUAGCCCGUGGGUCGUGCAGCACUUCACCAGUGCCGAAGUGGCUUAGAGAAGAGGAAGGUGAUUCCUCCAGUCACUUGAGAGCCAUUGUGAUUGAUGGCAGCAACGUAGCAAUGAGCCAUGGAAACAAAGAGGUCUUCUCCUGCUGGGGAAUCCGCCUGGCAGUGGACUGGUUCCGAGAAAGGGGGCACACCUACAUCAAGGUUUUUGUCCCCCUCUGGAGGAAGGAGCCCCCUCGACAAGACAGUCCCAUUGCAGAUCAGCACAUUCUUGAAGAGCUUGAAAAACAAUCAAUCCUUGUGUAUACCCCAUCUCGGAAGGUGAAAGGCAAGAGGGUAGUUUGCUACGAUGAUCGCUAUAUUGUGAAGGUUGCUUAUGAAAAAGAUGGGGUCAUUGUUUCCAAUGACCAUUACCGAGAUCUCCAGAAUGAAAAUCCUGAGUGGAAAUGGUUCAUAGAGCAGCGACUACUCAUGUACUCUUUUGUCAGUAACAGGUUUAUGCCUCCUGAUGAUCCGCUAGGCCGGCACGGACCCACUCUUAAUAAUUUCCUCAGCAAAAAGCCAGCGCUUCCUGAAUCAACAUGGCAGCCUUGCCCCUACGGUAAAAAAUGCACUUAUGGUAACAAAUGCAAGUUUUACCACCCGGAGAGGCUGCAUCAAGCUCAGCUGUCAGUUGCUGAUGAGCUCAGAGCCAGAACAAAAGUGUCCGUGAACCUGGGGGAGGAGGAGGAGAUGUGCAACUGCUCUCCAUAUCGGACUGGUAGAGAGCCUAUGCCUCACAACCCUGUCACAGAAAUGCCACAGGGAGCCAGCAGGGGCAUGAGGGCCUCUUGCUAUGCAGCAUGGUCCCCAGGCAGCUACCACGCAAGGCCAGCUGAUGCCUGGGCCAUCAGCUCCAACUCUGGCCUGGAGCUGGACCGGAAACCACCAGAAGCCCACAGAGUCCAACCCCUUGUCGGAGACAUGGCAGCACUCUCCAUCAGUGACAAGGUGUACUCUGGAACCAGACCGGCGUGCACCUCACAGGACAGAGAGGUGUCUGACAGCCCGCAUCGCUGUUGUAGCCUGAGGCACAACCCCUUCCUGCCAUGCCACCACCACUGCUUGGACUGCACCUGCUUAUCAGGGAGCCCCUUCCAGCACUCAAUGCUUCCACCUCCUCCAGGCAGGCACCUGGAGCACCGCUGGCCCCAGGAGUGCUGGUCUGAUGGGGCUCAGCCUGGCCCAGCCCUGGAGGCACAGCAGCAGCAGCACCUCCCUCCAUCUUCUGUGAUGCCUCUGGCUGAGCCACUGCAGGUGUACGGAGAGCAGCCCCAGUGCUGUUUCCCUAGCCAACCCUUUCUGCUGGAUGCCAGCAGCAGGCCUGACUUCUUCCAGAAAGCCUCUGCUCAGCCCAAUGCUAAUUACUGUGAUUACUGGCCACCCCAUGCUGCAAGACCUCCUUCUGCCCAGCAAGCAAGUGUCCACAGGGAGCUGUGCACUAUUUUCCCCUGUGCCGAAGUGAAUCGAGUCAUGGCACUGUACCCUGAGAUCAAGGAUAUCGCUAGCUUGACAUUACUGAUUCAAAGACAUAGAAACUUGUGAUGCCUCCAGGUUAAACCUUUCCCACCAAGUGCAGAGCUGCUAUUCUCAGGUUUAUCUGAGUGUUAUUAAAGGGCUUUAUGAGCUGAGUUACAGCUGUUCAAGUAGCAUACAUGUAGGCGUGGUGCAUAGGGCAUUGAGUCAAGGCAGUCACUGUGGUUCACAGCAGUACAAUCUUGUCUACUCCACUUGGGAGUGAGUAGGAGGGCUUGGGUUUAAUAACUGAGCUGCCAGCAUGUGAACCUCACAUGUUUUUAAUGUCCUAAUGUGCUGUUUAAAUAUCAGCAAGGAGCCGUUCUCCAUGGGCCCCAUUAAAGGGCUCCUCAUAAGACUUAUCACAACUAGCCUGCUCAGCUAGCAGAAAAAAAAAGUAAUUUGGCAUAUUUCCCUUAACACCGGGCUGUAAUUCCUGCUAGAAGGCGUCUUUGGGCCCAUGUAAUUACCUGAUGGCUUUAAUCACAAAGCAAACGUGUCCUAGACCUUUAAAAGACUCAACUAGUGUUUAUGAACCAAUGCUGUGAACCCACAAGAUUACUAGUGGAGAUAGCAGAGAAAGAACCCAGAGCACUUGGAAACAACUGCAGGUAUAUUUCUCAGGGCUCGUGCACAAUAUAAGUCAAGUGAGGGAAGCCCUCUGUAAUAUAAAAGUCAGUCCUAUUGCAGACUGAAAGCUCAGGGCUCUUCUUAUUUGAGCUAACACAGCUGAUAGCAAAGGAAAAUAAUAAUAAUAGUAGCUCUGAACUGCUUCUGUCCUAGUAAACAAGAAAAAACAUUGUUGAAUUAACCCCUAAUUACCAAAUGUGGUCCCAUAAUGCCACUAUACAAAUGAUUUAUGAUUACAAACAUUUAAAUUCUAUUCUGCUGGGGCACGUUUGAUUUUCAGUAAGCUGUGAAGCUAUUAAUCUUCGUGUUAUUCUACUGAAUUUUUUUAAAGUUAAAAUUCAAAUAUUAAGGUUGAUCCUGAACGUUUUUGGCAUUUCACCAAAGUUUAAGUAUGUCAGUAUGACAGAUCUUAAGAAUUAUUUAGCACGUUAUAAAAUGAUCACCUAGAACACCUUGCUCUGAGUAUUUUCUGGUUUUUUUUAUUCUCUUCCUUUUAGCACUGAUGGAUAAUUAAUUAGGUCCAACAUUCAGGUGGCCUUUAUAAAAUCUCAUAUGCAUCAGAGAACCUCUCGUGUGCUCUUCUCAGAAGUACAGUCAGGCAAUAAUUAAACCUAGCUCGCACUGAAUGCCCUUGGUUUGGAAAGGCAACCAAGCAGAAGUAAUUUACCUUUAGUGUCACUAUCACAUGAUGCAUUUUUGUAUUUGUGUGAAGAUUCUUCAGGAAAUAAACAGUAUCAGCUGAA